AUGGCCAUUGCUGUUGUUAAUCCUGUCUCCCAUGAUCCUCUGAUCACAGGAACGCCCGAUGCACCCGUCUCGGAGAAGCCUCGACAUGUUCAGAGUACACUGACUUUCAAUAAACCGAGGGAAGAUGGUACCCCCCACCCCCCCAUUUAUAUUGGGAAGCCAGAAACCUACGAAAGGCAGAUGGUCACAAUCCCUGUUACUAUCCACGAUGUCAGCGGCCAUGAACUCGACUACACCCUCGACAGCCACGGUUUCCAGUUUCAUUACCAUGAGAGCAAGCAGAAGGAAUUCCUCGAUGACGAUGGGAUCAAAGAGCAUUACUAUCCCGAGGUAGAGCAGCUCGUGAAAGAAGUCACGGGCGCCUCCCGCCUCUUCAUCUUCGACCACAUUAUCCGCCGAGCCCCCAAAGACUGGGUCUCCGGUAACCAACCCCGCGGGCCCAUCCAUACUGUCCACAUUGACGCCUCCUAUUUUGGCGCUGAAGCCCGAGUCCGCUACCACUUCCCGGACGAAGCCCCCGAACUCCUCAAAGGCCGAUGCCAGAUAAUCAGUGUGUGGCGUCCAAUCCGUACUAUCUUCAAAGAUCCGCUCGCCGUUUCGGACUCAAAGUCAGCCCCCGACAGCAGCCUUGAAGAGCUGAAGUUUAUCUACCCUGCUUCGGAAGAUGGGCGGGAGGGUGGUUCGUGGUCUGUCAAACCGGAUCCGAAUAUCAAGUGGUACUAUCGCUACAAGCAGCCGCCGAGCAUGGUCACCUUUAUUAAGCUUUUUGAUUCGAAGAAUGAUGGGCGCGCGAAGCGAGUGCCGCAUAGUUCUUUUGUUGAUCCUGAGAUGGAGGAUGCACCUGCGAGAGAGAGCAUUGAGGUCAGAAUUUUGGUAUUUCAUCCCGAAGAUCGGGACUAG
This is a messenger RNA of Penicillium egyptiacum, 900 nucleotides long. The record is from the annotation of a GenBank genome assembly. Lineage: Eukaryota; Fungi; Ascomycota; Eurotiomycetes; Eurotiales; Aspergillaceae.